Molecule: messenger RNA, 5277 nt
Organism: Chlamydomonas reinhardtii
Lineage: Eukaryota; Viridiplantae; Chlorophyta; Chlorophyceae; Chlamydomonadales; Chlamydomonadaceae
Exons: 25
Coding region: 299-4372 (1357 amino acids)
Molecular function (GO): protein binding; phosphatase activity
Source: RefSeq, a predicted model, not a curated record
GCUCUGUCAAGUUUGCCCAGAACCGCGGUCGGCAAAGGGGCGGUGAGCUCGUCCUCCAUCGCGCACACUAGUCGGUGCAUGGUCCGUCAGCAGUCGUUGACUCGAAAUACUUCCCCGCUAUUCCCCGGCCCUUCUUGGGUGCGCGGUUCAGCGCUUGCUUUUUCUGCUUUCUUGUCAGCGGCGCACAACAUCACUCACCUGCUUUUAUCCGCACGAUGCUGGCCUAGGGCCAGCUCAUUACCUUGUUCAUAAUGUACAGAUAACAGACAUUAGAUAGGUGAAAGAAGUAGCGGUCGAAAUGGCGGUUCCAGGGAAGAUUUCUUUGGUGUUCAGCCCGGUAAAGCAGCGAUACUCCAUCGUUGCUCGGGGAAAUGGCAGGGCUCUGGUGCAAGUCCUCCGUGUGGACAUCCACUCGGGCAAGCUUAUGUUCACGUGGACGAAAGGGCGGGACAUCUUUGAGAGCGAGACCGCUGCUCUGGACUUCUUGAAGCAGGCAGAUGGCUCCAUCCAGGUCUUGGCCACAGCGCCCUACAUCCUGGGCUACGUGGUAAUUGGGCCCUGGGGGCUGCUGCUUGUGGCGGAGAAGUUCCGCGUUUCCGCCUCGCUGCCCGGGAACCACGAAGUCAAGACGGUCACCAAGUCGCACUGGAUCAAGAUCCCGCUGCAGCUCAACCUGUCGCUGCAGUCCGUACAGGCGCCGGAGGCUGUCCUAAAGGACGAGAAGGCGAUGAAGGACGAGAUCGACAAGGGCAUUGAGCGCCUGCUGUCCUUCCCCAUCGACGGCGCGCACUUCCUGUGCGACACGCUGGACAUCACGCGGCCCUUCCCCUCCUACCGCGGCGUGAAGGACCCCAGCUGGGACCUGGUGUGGAACCGCUGGAUGAGCGCGCCCUUCCGCAACCUGGGCCUGGACCACCUGUGCCCGCCGCUGCUGCAGGGCCUGUGUGAGUCGCGGCAGCUGGAGGACUUUGACGGCGCCAAGUACUGGGUGGCCAUGAUCAGCCGCCGCGGCUGCCUGCACCCAGGGCCCCGCUACAAGGCGCGCGGGCUGAAUGACUACGCGGAGCCGGGCAACGAGCUAGAGGUGGAGCAGGUGCUGUGGCGGCAGCAGCACCGCGACGGCAGCCUGCUGUGGAGCCGCUACACGUGGCGCCGCGGCAGCGCGCCGCUGUGGUGGGGCGUGUCCAUCAAGAACAACGGCAUCGGCGAGGCGGAGAUCAAGAUCCGCUCACACAACACCUUCAAGGGCUCCAAGAGGUACGUGCGGCGGCUGCAGCGGCGCUACACGCCCACCGCGCAGCUGGACCCCGACCCGCCCGCCGCGGGCCCCGACGGCGACCCCACCCGCCUGGUUCCCAUCACCUUUGUGAGCCUGCUGCGCAAGGGCACGCCCGACCGCGACCGCAGCGAGGCCAAGCUGGCGUCCGCGUUUGACUUUGUGGUUGCGGCGCUGCGCAAGGAGCACGGGCUGCCGCUGACCUACAUCGCGCUGGACUGGCACGAGAUGGACAAGCAACUGGGGCAUGUGGGCAUCGUGGAGGCCUUCUGGAACACGGUGAAGGACCUGCUGCCGGCUCAGGGCUUUGCGCUGGGGACGCUGGAGAAGGUAGGGCCGGACCACACAGAGGUCUGCGCCGACGCGGAGCGGCCGGGCGCGCCGGCGCGGCCGGGCGACGACGGCUCUGGCAUUGUGGCGCCUCGCGUGUCCGCCGCCGGCAUCGGCUGGCGGGCGCACUGGCUACGGCAGCAGCGCGGCGUGACGCGCUACAACUGCGCCGACUCGCUGGACCGCACCAACGUGGGCUCCUUCUUCGGGGCGGUGCAGGUGAUGAUUGAGCAGUGCCGCGAGCUGGACAUCGCCAUCGCCCGCACCCGCCCCAGCGCCGAGCAGCUGGCGGCGCUGGCGGCGGCCCGCGCAGCGCGCGACCCGCGCACCUUCACCCGCGCCAGCACCAACGCCUCCACCAGCUCGGCCGCCGGCGCUGGUGGCAUCGGCGGCGGCGGCGGUGGCCCCGCUGGUGCGGGGCUGCAGCAGCCCGGCGGCACGCCGGGGCCGCUGGCGAUGACGCAGCCUUACACGCCCGGCGCGGCCGUGGCGGGCGCCCCGGGGGCGAACAACAACGCGGCCGGCAACAUGUUCGGCAUGACGGGGACGGCCGCGGCGGCGGCCGGGGCGGCGAUGCUCGAAAAGUUUGGCAAGCAGGUUGCCAACGGCAUCACCACCAUGAUGACCGGCGACGGCCGCAGCCCCAUGCGCGGAGCCAACAUGCCCCCCGGCGCCGGCUACGGCCCCGGUGCCGGCGGCAGCGGCAGCGGCCACGGCAGCUCGCCGAUGCAGCGGGCGGCGCCGCCCCCCGGAGCAGGAGGCCCCGCAACGCCUGGCCCAGCGCCGGCGGCGGGGCCGGCGGCGGGCGCUCCGGAUGCGCCGCUGCAGAAGAAGAUCACCAUUGCGCCGGACGGCCUCCCGCUGCCACCCGGCUGGGAGGCCAAGAUCGACAAGACCAGCAACCGCAUCUUCUACGUGGACCACAACAGCCGCUCCACCACCUGGGAGCGCCCGCCCGUGCCCGCCUCCGGCCGCCUGUCCUCGGACGCGCUCAGCACCGUUUUCCAGCCCGGCAGCGGACCCGGCGGCCAGCAUGUGACGGCCCUGGGCGCGGCGACGCCGGGGGGCGGCAACGGCGCGCCGCCGCACAUGCGCAUGCCGGGGCAGGAGCCGCGCGGGCCGGCCCUCAGCGUCGGCAGCGUGACCUCCAGCCAGGCUGCGCCGGGGGCGCAGGUGCCCCUCACGCCCCGCGCGUCGACGCCACACGCCGCAGACUCGCCCGGGGACGCUCUGGGCCAGGUCCGCGCCGGUCCCACCGGCGGCAGCCACAACCGCACCGACUCGGCGGAGGGCGCGGAGCCGGAGCGCUUCGAGCCGCUCACGCCCUGGUGCAUGCUGCGGCAGGUGGGCCGUGUGGCGGGCAUCAGCCGCCGCAUCCAUCCCGAGGCGCUGUCCAUGCUGGCCGAGCUGUUCCUGGUGAACGGCGACAUGUGCGCCUGGCUCUACACCGGCUCGCAGGCCAUGCACAGCGAGCGCAUUCUGAUCUUUGAGCCGGAGACGUCCAAGCUGCGCAAGGCGGGUGUGGGCGCGUACGGCAACGCCAUCGUGGCUGUGAAGCGGCGCUACAACAACGUGGUGGUCGACAAGGAGAAGCAGUCCAUGAUUGACGUGUUCCUGGGCUACAAGCAGCGCGAGUACUUCCCCUCCGCCUGGCUGGCCUACCAGGUCUGGGACAAGGAGGGUGUGCCGCUGGAGGGCGACGAGGCGGACGACCUGGACGGCGAGCCCGUGGGCCAGAUCGACUGGCCGCUGCCGGAGCGCAACGCCGGCCACCACAUGCACCCCAUGUACGGCGCGAUGGGCUCCUCCGCCUCCGUCAGCGGGCCGUCGGGAGGCGGCGUGGGAGGCGGGUUGCACAGCUACAGCUUGGGUAUGUCGCACGGUGUGGGGCUGGGCGCGCCGCACCACGCGCAGCCGGGGGCGGUGCACGCGGGCGGCUACAGCAGCACCACGGCGGCGGCGGGCGUGCCGGGGCCCGGGCUGGCGGGGCUGGGCGGCUUCGGCGCGGGAGGCGGUGUCGUGGCGGGCGGCGUGGCGGGCGGCAAGGCGGGGCUGGGCGGGGGCGCGGGCCUGGGGCACGUGUACAGCGUGGGCGACCUGGCGGCGGCGGGCUCGGCGGCGGCGGUGGUGGGCGCGGCAGGAGGCGGCGGGCCCGCCAGUGGACCCGCCUCGGCGCAGCUGGCCGGCGGCAACAGCCGUCCGUCCCGCCGCGGCAAGUCCAUGAGCACGGAGGAGCUGGCCGAGCAGCUGAAGCAGAUCCACCUGCACAGCCAGCUCACGGACGAGCAGAUGAGGGCCAUGCGCAAGGCCGGCAGCGAGGCCGUGCUGACGUCCCUGGACAGCGCCAACAGCGUGGACCUGAUCCAGCUGGGCGGCCCGGACGAGAGCGAGACGUCCUCCGUGGCCUCGGCCUCGCUGGCGGCGGCGCCGUCGCGCCCGGGCACCGGGCUGCCGGCCUACGCCAGCGACCAGGCGCUGCUCAUGCACCACAGCGCCAGCGAGGAGCAGAUAGGCCUGGGCGCCGCCGGGGCCGCGCAUGGCGGCGGCGCCGGCGCCGGCCUGUCGCCGCUGCAUGCGUCAUCCGGGGUGGCCGCGGGCUUCACGGACUGGGCGCAGUUCUCGGACGACGCCAGCGGCACCGGCACCGGCAGCAACACGCCCGACCGGCGCGGCGCGCCCUCCGGCCUCAAGCCGGCGCUGAAGAAGCCCGCGCCGCCCUCCGUGACGGACCCGCUCGCCUCGCUGCUGGACUCGGAGCUGUUGUAGCACCGGCGCCUGCGCAGCUGCUGAGGAGCGGGGCGGAGCGGAGCGGGGCCGCUGCGGAGCGGGGCGGAGCGAGGUGGCAUUGAACGCGCGGGCGCUGCUGUGUGCGCGAUGGGGCUCAUAUGGAUGCGGGCUGCAGGGCCCAGGGCGGCCCAGGGCUCGCCAUGCACGGGUGCGCACUGGCUGCUGUCAUCGUGGUUCUGGAGGCGGCGGGAGGCGGCGCUGGCGCCGCCACUUGCUCUGGUGUUAGGAGGGCACAAGGGGAAGGGGUCGACACGCUCCGGUCUUAUAGGGUGCGGGGCGACGGGGCCUGGCUGUGUGGACGGGUAGGUGUUUUGACGAUGGGGGAUGGCGUCUGCGUGAUUCGGCGUUCAAAUAUCGCGGUGCGGUGCGGGGCUCCCUAAGCCCCGCCUGGUAUACAGUGGUAGUGCCCGAGUGGUCAGCAAUCUAGUACGGCGGGGUUAGGGCGUCCAUUGGACGGCACGCUGUGAUUCGGGCGUGUGCCGGUGUCUACCUGUCGCGUGGGGCACCGGUGUGUGGGGUCGCGCCUAGGACUGCGGUGACCCUGGGGCACGCAGGCACGCGUGAACGGGGUGGUUGGCCUCGAGCGCAUAUGAGUCAUGUCAAAUGCCAAAUGUGUAAGACGCCAUUUCAGAAAAAUAUAAGCUAGUGUGAAUGCGCGAGAUGGACGGGCCGUGGAAUGGAACUCGGGAUUCCGCGAAUUUCCCGUUGAUCCCGUCUUACCGCUAGCCCUCUUACACCGUCCUUAGUGGUCGUCUGUCCUAGGCGCAAACUCAAUACAUGGCUUCGGCGUGUGGGGACGCGGCGUUGGCGAGUGCCACGAAUGGCCCUAAUACCGUGGGGGCAUGUUGUGAUGUUGGGUGACGUGACAGCGACAGGGAAUCAGG